This is a messenger RNA of Acipenser ruthenus (sterlet), 2565 nucleotides long. RefSeq names its product rho GTPase-activating protein 28-like. Gene Ontology annotation, molecular function: GTPase activator activity. Gene Ontology annotation, biological process: regulation of actin filament polymerization; signal transduction; regulation of small GTPase mediated signal transduction. The record is from RefSeq and is a predicted model, not a curated record. Gene Ontology annotation, cellular component: cytoplasm. The transcript is spliced from 15 exons. The coding region runs from base 484 to 2304 and encodes 606 amino acids. Lineage: Eukaryota; Metazoa; Chordata; Actinopteri; Acipenseriformes; Acipenseridae.
UUUGGCUGUAUUAUUUUCAAUCAUGUACUGCCGCAGCAGUGAAACACUCAUCCAGACUGAAUCAGAAGCUACUCUCAGACUGAUUAUAGCAGAACUAUUGUUUUAAAAUAAAGAGAUAAGAAAUUUAAAAGCCCAUCACAAACAGGAAAACACGCUGUACAUAUCAAUCCUGUAAAGAGGAGCGUUUUCAAAUAGCUGCUCUGUAUUGUGUGCUUGUUCCUAGGAAUCGGAAGCUCAGUUUUCCUUUGUGCAGUGAGGGGAGAAAUAGCCAAGGGCAGAAUAUAGGACUUAUCCUAUCACAAGUUCAGUGUGAUCUGUGAAGACGGAUUUAGGAUUUUCUUUGAACUGUUAUAUAGAGCUAAUGUCUUGGUCAUGCAGGAUAACGAUUGCGGGGAAAGCUUUAAUUGACCCUAAAUAAAGCUAUUUUUGAGUUGAACUGGAAAGCAACAUUUCAGUCAGCUGAGGAAAGUGUGCUACCAAAGGAUGGACAGGAUGAUCUCUCAAGACUCACUGCACCCCCCGUCCUUCAGCCGCUCCGUGUCCCAGGAGUCCCUGGACAGCACUUCUAUUGACGAUUACUGGAGCGAGGUGAAGAGCAUCGAGGAGAGCGCUGAGAACGGGCAAGACCAGCAUGCAGCGCUCGAGGUCAAGUCAGCUGAUGAGGGGGAGUUGGAGGAGGCUUGGCUUCAGGAAGCGGGGCUGUCCACACUGAUGUCUGGAUCGCCGGGGGAAGAGCCUGCUGAGGCCCUCUUCUCAACUCUGACCCGCAUGCAGGCCGCCGUUGUCAAAAAGCGCAUUGACAACUACACCCAGACACAGCGCAAGAAGAAGCCUGUCAGAGAUGUCCGAGACAUCUUCGCUGUUGAAGACUCCCCACCUGUAUUCUGCUCGGGAGCUGGUUCACCCAAUAGCGCUCUGCUGUCAUCCAAGCUAUUUUUCCGGACAACAGGAAGAUUGGAAAGCUGUGCAUCAGACUGCAAGCUGAACAAAGACAGCCCAUCUUUGCCAGAAGAGUUGAACCUCGAUGUGCCUUACUCGGAGUGUGCUCUUAGGAAAGACUGCCGGAGAAACCAGAGAAUAAAGAAGGAUGAUGCAACUUUGCCUAAGUUUAUGAUUCGUAAAGCGAAACUUGGGCUCACAGUCGUGGGAGACCUGUCCCAGGAGGAUAUGAAGAAAAUUGGUUACAUCUCGCUGAUCGAGCUAACUGCCUACUUUGAAGCUCUGGGAAUCGAGCUGAAACGAAACAGGACAGUGAAGAAUAAAGUACGAGAAUAUGGCCUCUUUGGGGUUCCCCUCACAACACUACUUGAGAAUGACCAAAAGAAGUUUCCUGGUUCAAAAGUACCCCUCAUUUUCAAAAAGCUGCUGUCCAAGCUGGAACAAACAGGUUUACAGACUGAAGGAAUCCUCAGAGUGCCAGGGUCUGCCUCAAGAGUGAAGAAUCUCCGUCAAGAGCUGGAAGCAAAGUUCUAUGAAGACACUUUUGAGUGGGACCAAGUGAGGCACAAUGACGCAGCUGGGCUGCUGAAGAUGUUUAUAAGGGAGCUGCCAUAUCCCUUGCUAACUGUGGAAUAUCUCCCAGCCUUUAUUGCAGUGGAAAAUAUCUCUCCAUCCAAGCUUCAGCUACAAGCCUUGCAUCUCCUCAUGAUGUUGCUGCCUGAACCCAACAGGGACACGCUUAAGGCUUUGUUAGAGUUCCUCAGUAAAGUGGUGGCUAAUGAGGAGAAGAACAGAAUGAGCUUAUGGAAUGUGUCCAUGAUCGUUGCCCCCAACCUCUUCAUGUACAAAGGCAAAACUGCUAACCCACAGGAAAUGCAGGGUGCAGCCGGAGCAGCACAUGUUGUGCGAUUGCUCGUGAAGUACCAGGACAUUCUCUGGACAGUUCCAUGCUUUAUCAUCUCCCAGGUUAGAAAAAUGAACGAAGCUGCUAUGAACAAGAAACACCAAGCGUCUGACAAAAGUAAAAAAAAACUGUUGAGAAGGUGGAAUGCAGAAAGGGAAAAAACUGAGAGGAGCGAGCUUUGUGACAUACCUGAAGGAGUGAUACGGGUUCACGCUCCCCUACAUGCCAAGGUUUCCAUGGCAAUCCAGCUUGAUAACGAGACAAAAGCCAGGGACGUUAUGGCUCGAUUUGACUGUGAAAACAGAAGUGGGCCCCGAGGCUCAGUUAGAAGACAGAAACAGUAUCUCUAUGAAGUUGGUGGAAAUAUAGGUGAGCGAUGCCUGGAUCCAGAAACGUAUCUCCUAGAUUUAUACCAUGUGAAUCCUCAAUGUGAAUGGAUUUUAAAGCCCAGAACAACAUGAAGCUUUAUGGAAAAGCAGACACUCCCCUCUCAUCAAGGAAGCACUGGUUACUGCCCCCUACAGGAAUGUCUGGAUUUCAUGCUGGUGGAUUUGAGGAGAUGAAAGCAACUGGUUUGGAUGCACCACUAUGAACCACCUGUCUCUAAAGGAUAUUUUUGCCACAGACAGGUGGUCAAUAUCUUCUGCAGACACUUGACCAUUUGUGUGUGUGUGUGUGUGUGUGUCUAUCUAUCUAUCUAUCUAUCUAUCUAUCUAUCUAUC